Messenger RNA from Chelonus insularis, 702 nucleotides. Its product is annotated as mediator of RNA polymerase II transcription subunit 13. The coding region runs from base 154 to 651 and encodes 165 amino acids. The record is from RefSeq and is a predicted model, not a curated record. NCBI's taxonomy places the organism in Eukaryota, Metazoa, Arthropoda, Insecta, Hymenoptera, Braconidae. The transcript has 2 exons. Gene Ontology annotation, biological process: spermatogenesis.
UUUCGCCAAAGUAGUUUCAAGACAUAUUUUUUGCCAGUAAAACUAUACAUUGAAUAGUGGUUGGAUAUUUUUUUUGUUGAUUUUCCUUUUUAUUUCAACUAAAUAUUAAAUAAACGUCAACUUAAAACGUCAUUGUAAAAAAAAUUUGCAACAAUGUCACCAGAACCAGUUCAUCCUGAAGGAAUUGAACAAAAUACUGAAGCUUCUUUGAUCUUAAGGUUCGAUGAUUUAAUUGAAGACAAUGCGAUGAGUGAAAAUGAUAACAUGGAAUCUAUGAUGAUGGGAUAUGUACCACUUUCGGAAUCAAUAGCAGACAAUGAUAAUAGUGAUGACAGUAAUAACGAUGACGAUGAUGAUAUGAACAGCAACAGUGACAAAGAGAUAGAUGAAAUGAGCGGUCAUAUAAAUUCAACCAGAUUGUUUUCUCAUCUUCAUCCAAAUUUAGAAACAUCUCAAAUUCGAACACCAAUGUCUAAUAGAUCAUCAAUUGAUUUAGACACAAAUAAAAUAAAUCAAGUCAUGUUAAUUAUGUCAAAAUUUUCUCUACCAACAACAGCAAUUCCGACAUGGGCUACUGUGGUUUCAGAAGAUGAAUGGAAAAAUCGACUUAUUAAUAGGAUUAAAGAAAUCAAAACUAAACAAGAGGAUUAAAUUUUAAUUAUGUAAUAUUAGGAAAUAAUAAAUCAUUGAUAUUUUUGAAAA